UGGCCGUGACGCGCGGCCCAGGGGAAGACCACAUAGAUGUCACCAGAAUGCUACGACUAUCGAGGUUUCAUACCCGACAACUUGUGUAUGGAAAUCACUUCGCGAAGCUCGCUUUUUGAGAGAAACUUACUUUUUUAAGAGACACGGUGAAUGCGGUGAAAGCGGUGGAGACCUCCGGAUCACGAAAUGUUGGGAUGGAAGGCGCAGACUUUGACUCGCCGUCUCCAACAGGAGUAUGAAGCCCUACUUCACGGGUGUGAGAUCUCCGAGAGUGAAACUCUGUUCUCUUGGGAUAUCGCUACACGCUUUCGGGGAAAUACUAUAAAGUGGGAAACCUUAUCGCUGUCCCCGCAACAUGGCCUCGGCUGGUAAUGCGCCCUCCGAGCAGGAAAACAGAGACCCCGAUCGGCCGAGGAUAACGCGGAGGAACAGGGGGGACUAUACCCGCAACACACCGCUGGAUUUGGAGUAUUUGCAGCGGCCGAGUUACUGCGAUGCGGGCUUUGCUCUGGAGCAGAUUUCAGAGGGGAAGGCAACUGGGAGGAAAGCACCUCUGUGGCUGAGAGCGAAGUUCCAGAGACUUUUAUUUAGGCUGGGCUGUUACAUUCAAAAGAACUGCGGAAAGUUUUUGGUUGUUGGCCUCAUGAUUUUUGGAGCUUUUGCUGUGGGCUUACGGGCAGCUAAUUUGGAAACGGAUGUGGAGAAACUCUGGGUGGAAGUUGGCGGGCGUGUGAACCAGGAACUCAAGUAUACAAGACAGAAGAUAGGCGAGGAGGCCAUGUUUAACCCUCAGCUGAUGAUCCAGACGCCGCGGGAGGAGGGAGCCAAUGUUCUAACUGUGGAGGCGCUCCUGCAGCACCUGGAGUCAGCUAUCCGAGCCAGCAGAGUUCAUGUUUACCUUUAUAGCAGACAAUGGAAAUUAGAAGACUUAUGCUACAAAUCAGGGGAAGUAGUCACAGAAACACAUCACCUGAAUCAGAUCAUAGAAAGGCUACAUCCCUGCCUCAUCAUCACACCUUUGGACUGCUUCUGGGAGGGGGCUAAGCUCCAGCCUGGAACAGGCUAUCUCCCAGGCAAAGGACUUGUGCAGUGGACCAAUUUUGACCCUAAGGAAUUCCUUGAGGAGUUGCCACAGCAAAACCACGUGGAAAUCUUUGAGGAGAUGUUAGAAAAAGCGGACAUUGGGCACGGCUACAUGGAUAGACCCUGCCUGAACCCAGCCGAUCCUGACUGCCCCCGCACCGCGCCCAAUAAGAACUCGACUAAGCCAUUCGAUGUGGCACGGGCUCUGAGUGGAGGCUGCCAUGGUCUGGCCAGGAAGUACAUGCACUGGCAGGAGGAACUGAUUGUUGGAGGGACCACCAAGAAUGGCAGCGGACCCUUGCUCAGUGCCCAGGCCUUGCAGACCAUGUUCCAGCUGAUGACUCCCAAGCAGAUGUUUGAGCACUUUCGGGGCUACGAUGAGGUUUCCCACAUCAACUGGAAUGAAGAAAAGGCUGCAGCUAUACUUGAAGCCUGGCAGAGGCGGUACUCUGAGGCGGUGCAGCACAGCGUGUCAGCAAACUCGUCUCAGAAGGUCUUAUCUUUCACAACCACCACUCUGGAAGAUAUUCUCAAGUCUUUUUCGGACAUAAGUGUUAUCCGCGUGGCCAGUGGGUACCUUCUGAUGCUGGCCUAUGCAUGCCUGACCAUGCUGCGAUGGGACUGUGCCAAGUCUCAGGGGGCUGUGGGGCUGGCAGGUGUCCUCCUGGUGACGUUGUCAGUGGCAGCUGGUUUGGGCCUCUGCUCCCUCCUGGGCAUUUCCUUCAAUGCUGCCACUACGCAGGUGCUUCCCUUUUUGGCUCUGGGAGUUGGAGUAGAUGAUGUGUUUCUCCUCGCCCAUGCCUUCAGUGAGACUGGGCAAAACAAGAGGAUCCCAUUCGAGGAUCGCACGGGGGAGUGUCUGAAGAGGACAGGGGCCAGUGUGGCUCUUACCUCCAUCAGCAAUGUCACAGCAUUCUUCAUGGCAGCGCUCAUCCCCAUCCCAGCGCUCAGAGCCUUUUCUCUACAGGCUGCAGUGGUGGUGGUGUUUAACUUUGCCAUGGUGCUGCUCAUCUUUCCUGCCAUCCUCAGCAUGGAUCUCUAUCGGCGAGAGGACAGGCGUUUUGACAUUUUCUGCUGCUUCUACAGCCCUUGUUCCAAUCGUGUGAUUCAGAUGGAGCCACAGGCAUACCUGGAUGGGACAGAAGGGAGUCGCUACAGCCCUUCCCCGUCAUAUCGAACCCCUCCUCCCUCAUAUCACAUGCCUCCCCCAAGCUACAGCAGUCCCCCUCCUUCCUACAGUAGCCAUGGUUUUGCUCAGCAGACCCAAAUCACUAUGCAGUCCACAGUGCAGCUCAGGACUGAGUACGACCCCCGAACUCAGGCCUUCUACACCACAGCUGAGCCCAGAUCCCAAAUCUCUGUGCAGCCCAUCAACCCAGCUCCAGCUAGGACCAACCGUAACAACGAGUAUUACAGUAGCAGCAAUCACGCCAACAUCAGCAACAACAACAACAGUGGGGGCCUGAAUAAUGGGGGGUCUCGAGGUUCUGCCAGCUUCUCCCAUCAUCAUCAUCCCGCACCUCCUCCUGCUGCAUCGACCCCAAGUGCUAGCUCAGUUGCUCAGGGUGAUGGAGCCUCAUCGACUGGCCAGAGUCCAGAGAACAACAGCUCUACACGGGACCUGUUGUCCCAGAUUGGAGAAGCCUCGCUGGGCCUACGCUGCCUCGAGCCCCCCUGCUCGCGCUGGACCCUGGCCUCUUUUGCUGAGAAGCACUAUGCGCCAUUCCUUCUGCAGCCCACCACCAAGGUGGUUGUGAUUGUGCUGUUCCUCUGCCUGCUGGGAGUCAGUUUAUACGGGACCACCCAAGUGAGGGACGGCCUGGAGCUGACAGAUAUUGUACCAAGGGAGACAAGCGAGUACGACUUUCUCGGCGCCCAGUUCAAGUUCUUCUCCUUCUACAACAUGUAUGUGGUAACACAGCGCGCCGAUUAUGCCCAAAACCAGCCACUGCUUCAUCAGCUCCACCAGAGGUUCCACACCAUUCGCUACGUGCUGAAGGAGGAAAAUGGACAGCUGCCUCGCAUGUGGCUUCAUUACUUCAGGGACUGGCUGCAAGGUCUCCAGCAGGCUUUUGACAAGGACUGGGAGGCUGGCCGCAUCACCCACAACAAUUAUAGGAAUGGCUCUGAUGAUGGCGUCCUAGCAUAUAAACUCUUGGUGCAGACAGGGCGCAGGGACAAGCCCAUCAACUUCAACCUGCUGACUCGCCAGAGGCUUGUGGAUGCAGAUGGGAUCAUCAAUCCCGGAGCUUUUUACAUCUACCUAACAGCUUGGGUCAGCAAUGAUCCUGUGGCCUAUGCUGCCUCACAAGCUAACAUUCGUCCACACCCUCCCGAGUGGCUCCACGACCCUACCGACUCCAUGCCCGAGACACGCCUCAGCAUCCCGGCUGCUGAGCCCAUCGAAUACGCACAGUUCCCCUUCUACCUCAACGGGCUCCGGGAGACGCCGCAGUUUGUGGAAGCCAUCGAGAGCGUACGGGCCAUCUGCAGCAACUACAGCCGACAAGGCUUGCCCUCCUACCCCAACGGCUACCCUUUCCUGUUCUGGGAACAGUAUGUUAGUCUACGCCACUGGCUUCUGCUGUCCAUCAGUGUGGUGCUCGCCUGCACCUUUCUCGUCUGUGCCCUUUUUCUGCUCAACCCUUGGACCGCUGGCAUUAUAGUGUUGGUGCUUUCUCUCAUGACUGUGGAGCUGUUUGGCUUCAUGGGGCUGAUGGGAAUUAAGCUGAGUGCCGUCCCUGUUGUCAUUCUCAUCGCCUCUGUGGGCAUUGGAGUGGAAUUUACUGUCCAUGUGGCCCUGGCAUUCCUGACAGCCAUAGGGGAUCGUCACAAGCGGGCAGUGCUGGCACUCGAGCACAUGUUUGCGCCGGUGCUCGACGGCGCCUUUUCCACGUUUUUAGGCGUCCUGAUGCUCGCAGGCUCUGAGUUUGACUUUAUUGUCAGGUACUUCUUUGCAGUGUUAGCCAUCCUAACAGUUCUUGGGGUACUGAAUGGAUUAGUCCUGCUCCCAGUAUUACUAUCAUACUUUGGACCUUAUCCAGAGGUAUCACCAGUUGAUGGUCGCAGCCGGUUACCAACUCCAUCUCCAGAGGCUCCUCCUCAUGUGGUCCACUUCUCAGUCCGUCCUCACCACACCACUGCAGCCACCACCACCUCUGGUGCAGUUUCAGACUCAUCAGACUCAGAGUACAGCUCAAACACCACAGCAUCUGGUAUCAGCCAGGAGCUGCAAAAUUCUAACCUGCACUCACACAGAGGACAAGCUCGAGCAGACGAGCAGCAGUACCACCUCCAGAUCAGCAGGGGAAGAGCCAGGACAGAGGAGAUGAGGAGGGGAGCAUCAGGACAUCGGCGCUCAGCUAGACAGCCUGACCCUCCAGCCUAUACUGUGUCCUCGGGUUGUGAUCCUGGGACGCAGAAUGGAACUACUCCAAACAGCAGCAGGGACCCCAAGAGCCAGGUGCACUGGCAGGGCCCGCCCCCAGCCCUGCCGCGCAUGGACGCUUUUGAAACUGCUACUGAGGCUGGGGGCCAUUAUGGCUCGCAUAGCCAUAGAGAACACUCAGCAGGCCACAGAAGCCGCUCUUCCCACAACCCACAACCUAGUCAUCACCUCCCGCACCAACACCUCAACCCUACUCCAUAUGGCCAACCCAUCACCACGGUGACAGCAUCGGCCUCAGUCACCGUCGCCGUUCACCCACCCCCCUUGUCCAGCCAGAGCCCUGCUUCCACUUACCCAGGAUACACUGCAGCAGACAGUUACUGCCCAUCAGGGACAGAGGGGCCAGAGCCUGCCUUCCAGGACCCACAUGUGCCUCUCUACACCCACACAGGGACCAGGGGAGUCAAAGUAGAGUCCAUGGAGCUCCAAGAUUUGGAGUUUGAGGCAGCUGAGAGCAACAAUGGCAGACGGGCUAGCUGAGGUCUGGAGAAUAGAAGUACUAUGGCCAAAGAUGGACUCUUCGGUAUUACUGAGCAGCUGACCCAGUCUGGCCCAACCCAGCCCAGCAUAGCCCAAGUCGGCUCACCACCAAUGCUAAGCAGCGAGAAACUUGCCAGUGUUCCUAUAAUGGUGCUCAUUCUUACUGUAACCCAGUGGACUAUUGUCUUAGAUAUUUCUAUCUAUAUUUAAAAGAUGUAUACAUAUGUAAAUAUGAACAUAAAGUAGGUAUAAUUUUAGGAGCUGUACAACUCCUCAUGUUAACAAACUGGGGCUGCCAUAUUAUUUGUGGUGUGUACAUGCAUGUGUGUUUAUGUUGGUGUGUGUGUGUGUGUGUGUGUGUGUGUGUGUGUGUGUGUGUGUGUGUGUGUGUGUGUGUGUGUUUGUGUGCGUGCACGAGAUAGAUAGAUCUCUGAUUACUGUCGACCUAUCUGUGGAUCUGUGCCAUUAGAAAACUUCAUUUUGGCAAAAAUCAUCUGUCAGCAUUCACUGUUGCUGCUGAGAAUAUUUUUUAAGUGAUAUACAUUUAUAACUCUAUGCAAAUCUCUCUUUAAACAAAAGAAGUGAUCUAUCUGUCUGUGUGUGUGUGUGUGUAGGUUUGUGUGUGUGUAAUAGGAGUGUGUAGGGCUGUAUAAUGUGAAACAGCGUCAUAAUUUUCAGAUACAUCGUCAGAACUGACUAACAUUUAAACUCAUUUAAAACAUGAGGGAAAGUGUUAGAAUGAUCAAACAAAGCUA
Neolamprologus brichardi is the source of this 5766-nucleotide messenger RNA. RefSeq names its product patched 1 (gene ptch1). The record is from RefSeq and is a predicted model, not a curated record. Gene Ontology annotation, biological process: negative regulation of smoothened signaling pathway. Gene Ontology annotation, molecular function: hedgehog receptor activity; smoothened binding; hedgehog family protein binding. Gene Ontology annotation, cellular component: plasma membrane. Lineage: Eukaryota; Metazoa; Chordata; Actinopteri; Cichliformes; Cichlidae.